GAUUAUUCGCCUUCUUGUUUGGGAGAAAUUACGUUUACAAUUGAGAGAUUUAAAUCUCUUUUAUUUAUUAAUGGAAAUACGGACAUCAACACGCAAUUCUGUCGGUUUGGUGGAAAUAAGGCGUAAUAUUAUUCAACUUGAUGGAAAUUCAAAUCCGUUAGAACUCCAAAAGUGUCAACCUGAAGGAAUGUCUAGGUUUAUUCUUGGUAUGGAUAACAAUGCUAUACUUGUACGCGUACAUGAUGGAGAAAUAUGCCCUCAGGCAAAUUUUAAUUUUGAAAAAAUUUGA
Messenger RNA from Meloidogyne enterolobii, 289 nucleotides. Lineage: Eukaryota; Metazoa; Nematoda; Chromadorea; Rhabditida; Meloidogynidae. The record is from the annotation of a GenBank genome assembly.